AUGAGAUCAGUUCUCGCAGCGAGGGUGAAGAUGAUGGAUGAGAUCGACAAGGUCGCUGCUGUGAUGUCGAAGAAGACGCUUGUGUUGCGUCGUCGAACUUUCCAAGGCGGCAUUGACUGUAUUGACAACUGCAACGGAGACCCAGACAAGGCCGACAGGUGCAUCGAUGACGUUCAGAAGGAUCUAUCCAAGGUCUCCGAUCUUGCUACAGCGUUUGGCGAGGAUGUCAUGAAGAGGGUUGGCGUUUGCAUGGAGGAUUGCAUGGGUGAUGACAAGACGGCCGCUGACUGGCAGAAAAUGGAGGAUUCGACGUUUACUGCCUUCUAUACCGAGUGUAAGGUCGUUGGAUCAGACCAAGAGCGUUCCCGACUUUUACUCUGUGAGGCCACCAGACGUGUUUUAGCCCAGUGUUUCGACAUCCUCGAUAUCACACCUCUCGAGAGGAUCUAA
Molecule: messenger RNA, 450 nt
Organism: Perkinsus marinus ATCC 50983
Lineage: Eukaryota; Perkinsozoa; Perkinsida; Perkinsidae
Product: arginyl-tRNA synthetase, putative
Exons: 5
Coding region: 1-450 (149 amino acids)
Biological process (GO): arginyl-tRNA aminoacylation
Molecular function (GO): ATP binding; arginine-tRNA ligase activity
Source: RefSeq, a predicted model, not a curated record